AUGGGCUCUAAUAAACCUCGAGGACUUCAGGCAGCUCGCAAGCUGCGCAAUGACCGCCGCGAAAACCGCUGGGCGGACAAAGCGUACAAAAAGCGUGCCCUAGGAAAUAUCUACAAGACGUCACCCACUGGUGGCUCAUCGCACGCCAAAGGCAUCGUCCUCGAGAAGGUCGGUGUCGAGGCCAAGCAACCCAACUCUGCUAUCCGCAAAUGUGUCCGGGUGCAACUGAUUAAGAACGGAAAGAAGGUGACUGCCUUUGUUCCGAACGACGGUUGCUUGAACUUUGUGGAUGAGAACGACGAAGUGCUCAUCUCUGGCUUCGGUCGCCGUGGCAAGGCCAAGGGUGAUAUUCCCGGAGUACGGUUCAAGGUCGUCAAGGUCUCUGGCGUUGGUCUACUUGCUCUCUGGAAAGAGAAGAAGGAGAAGCCUAGGUCGUAA
Molecule: messenger RNA, 438 nt
Organism: Guyanagaster necrorhizus
Lineage: Eukaryota; Fungi; Basidiomycota; Agaricomycetes; Agaricales; Physalacriaceae
Product: ribosomal protein S12/S23
Exons: 5
Coding region: 1-438 (145 amino acids)
Biological process (GO): translation
Cellular component (GO): ribosome; small ribosomal subunit
Molecular function (GO): structural constituent of ribosome
Source: RefSeq, a predicted model, not a curated record